Messenger RNA from Cylas formicarius (sweet potato weevil), 6002 nucleotides. Its product is annotated as tyrosine-protein phosphatase non-receptor type 13-like. The record is from RefSeq and is a predicted model, not a curated record. The coding region runs from base 605 to 3964 and encodes 1119 amino acids. Gene Ontology annotation, biological process: positive regulation of hippo signaling. Gene Ontology annotation, cellular component: cytoskeleton; cytoplasmic side of apical plasma membrane. The transcript has 12 exons. Gene Ontology annotation, molecular function: protein binding. Lineage: Eukaryota; Metazoa; Arthropoda; Insecta; Coleoptera; Brentidae.
AACUCAUAAAUAUUUUUAUUAACGCAAUACGUGUGACACGAAGUGUUACAAAUAUUGGUUAAAACUUACAAUGGUUGGUUUUCCAAAGAAAACACUAUUUUACAUCUAUAUUAUCCGUUUUUAAUUUUGGGGCCUCGGAGCGAAAUAUCGUUCGAGUUUAUGUGCCGCCCUCUGGAGACAACUGUUAAAACCUACUGAAGCACAUUUCUAUAGGGCGUUUAACGCGGUAUCGCCAGGUGGCGCUCGCGGGUGCGAUUCCAUACGGCACCGGGUGGUCGAUUUAAAAGGAAUGUUGUGGUAGAGCAACGGAAAUUUGUUUAUAACCUACAAUUCCGAGACGUUGCAACAACAGUGUGGGUUCGCGAGUGCCGGUGUGAUAUUUCGAAAACAAAAUGCGUCCCUGUGUGUUAAGUGUUAAUAAUUGAAAUCGUUCGGGUUGCUCCCUGAAUGCCCGUAAUUCCAAACGGCAAUUAACGGUUUUUAACCUCUGUUGUUGGCGCUGCCUGCUGGUCAGGAGGAACAGGAGAAGGGCCUUUGUUGAAGCCGUAGAUAAAGCAGCAGAUAGUUAUUAGCAAUUUUGGUAGCAGUAACGGCCAAACUUAACAUGUCUCGUCCCAGAUCAAUUAGCGGCGGCGGGAGUGUAUUCCGCAGGGGCGCCAGCCUGGGGGACUUGCUGGUAACGAGGCCCUCGGGAUUAAUCGAACACGAAUCAUGGGCCGUCCUCUGCCAGGCCGUGCAGGCUCUUCAAGAUUUAUUCCUCUCAGAUGGCGCCUCGCGGGGCAACUGCAUCCCCCUGGUAACUCCGUCAACGUUGGUGCUAUCCUCGAGGGGCAGGGUGAGGAUGUCCCAAAGUCACUCGUUUCUGGGGUGCGGACCUCCCCCUCAUCUGGCAGGUUAUUUGGCGCCAGAGUAUAGAACGAACAAGAAUUACAGCGACAUGGAGUUUGAGAAGAUGUGGAUAUACGCUUUGGGCGAAACCCUGAAGAGAGCGACGUUAACUAGCCACGCCGCCACGUCCCGCCUGAGCACUGAACUGUGUCAAGUGCUGACCGAUAUGACCAGAAGUCAGCCUUUGGCCAGGGCAUCGUUGAUGCAUCUCUUGGACGUGAUAUCGGAAUACUGCAAAAGGAAGCAGCAAAAUAGGCCGUUCUCUCACAUAGUGAUGGACUUGCAUCAGGAAGCGUCGGCCGCCAUGGAAGAUUCCAUGGAUGCCCAUUGGGGACCGCCCGCCAUGCCAGAACUAGUACCACGUACCCGUAACAGGUCUGAAUCGACGACGGACGGUUUCGGGACGGUCCCGAGACGAUGGAUGGGUCUCUCGAAAGCGAACCAGCAUCGAAACUUUCCGAAACUCACCAGGGAGGCGAGCACCAGCAUGGAGGAUCUCGAUAUCCCCCCUAAUUUCCCCAACAUGCCCGGCAGCGUGAUCCGACCUAAGAGCAUGUGCGUUCCGAACGCGACGUUCUACCACAAAGAAGACAAUAAUUUUUACUCUGACGUCGACUAUGACGACGUGGUCCGAUUUGGUCAUCAAAGAGACGCGGUGGCGCGGCCUGAAGAAGCUAAACCCUCGCAGGCCGGAUGUAGAAGACUACGAGUGAGGAGGAACCCAGUUCAGCGUUCCGCCUCUAGACUCUAUAGGGCGGCCAUAGACGCGCCCUUAGACGCGGCCGAAGGAAUCCGGGAUUGCGUGGGUCCCGAGUUCGUGGUCAGGGCUUCGCUGCCCAACAAAAAGUUCGUCAUGUCCGAUGCGAAGGGGUCGAAAAAAACCGUGACGGUUAUCAUGCUGGACGGCCAAAAGGUGGACGUGGUCUGCAGUCCCAAUUCCACCACGGCCGGUCAGCUCUUCGAGACGAUCAUUCAAAAGGAGCACAUCGAAGAGAACUUCAUGCUUGGAUUAUCCGCGCUGAUCGCCGGAGAUUUCGUCUUUCUGCCAUCAGAUACACGUAUCUGCAAGGUGAUCCAACCCGGUAGUAACCCGGAGGUAAACCUGACGCUGUUCCUGAGGGUGCGGUUCUUCUUGCCUAGCCUGAGAGGGAUCAGGGGGAGCCAAGCUCGGCACCUGCUCUACCUCCAGCUGAGGAGGUCUAUAUUGGAGCACCAGCUCCCGUGUUCGUUUUCCCAGAUCAUAGAGCUGAACGGGUUGGCCCUGCAGGCGGAAUUCGGAAAUUAUACGGAAAAGGAACACGGGACCAGGGACUAUUUUUUGCUAGACCAUUACGUGCCGGAAACCAUGGCCUGCGUGAUAGACGACCAGAAACGUUUGAGGCAGGAAUUGAUAAAGGCGCACGUCUCGAAAAAAGGUUUGGAACGGGAAAAAGCAGAGCAGGAUUUCAUCGCGUUCACGCAGACGUUACCGCAUUACGGGGGCCAUUUUUAUACGGCCACUUGGAUCCUCAAGGACAAUACCGACAAGGAGGUGUGGCUUUACAUAAGCGCGCAGGGAGUCAACCUGUACGAACGCGGCAAAAACACUAGCAACUUCGGGCCGCAGCUCUAUGAAGCAUUCGAGUGGCGCGACAUUCAAACUCUUUGCUACAGCAAGCAUUACCUCUGCGUUUUGCCGCACAGCGGCGCUCGCCGCGCCGCCAAACUGAAGAAGUACAAACUAAAGAUGGACCACAAAAAGAGUUACUUCGCUUUCCGACUGGCCUCGCUCCACCAUCAGUUUUUUCUUAGGCUACGUACGGAAUACACUUCUCUGCAGACUUUAUCGCGACAGUUCGGCGUCCCGCUGAAAGACAUCAAAAACGAAACCAACUCCCUCUACAAGCUGGACGCCUUUACGAGGCCGCUUUACAGUCACGACUACGAAGGCAGCGUCAACGCGGAAACAGAGUUUCGGAUUCAGUUCCGUACGUCGUCGAAGCUGGGCAAGGCCUCGACGUCCGAUUUCCAUUACAAACGUUCCAAGAGCGUCCAGGAGCUCGCGCCAAACGAGUCCGUCAACGAGGAGUUUCAGAACAAGGAAAACGAAAAUCCCAGCCUCGUGUUGGACAGUUCGUGCCUGGCCGGGCUGAUGCCGGAAAAACGGCGCGGCGUCAAAAUGGGUACGAGGGCGAUCGCGAAUAUGGCGUCGAGGGUGUCGCGCAGCAUGGAAGCCGUCAAUUGCGAUUACCUGGAACAGAUGUCGCUACAGUCGGUGUCCUUGAACUGUAGUUCGACGUCGGCUUCGAAGAACUCGCUGGUCGAGUACGGGAACGGCACGGAAGCCGCUUACAUCUUGGAUUCCACCAUCAAAUCCUACCCCCACCAGUUGCUGCCUAACUUCCAAGAGAGCUUGAACGACACCCUGAUCGAGAAGUUCGACAACAUCUCCUGCGCGGAGGAGCGUUGCCUUACCGCCGUGGCUCUGGAAAGGGACGCCGCCGGUAGCUUGGGGCUCCAAAUCACCGAAGGCUCGGACGGGAACGUCUACGUGCAGUCGGUGAUAGGUGGAGGCCCCGCCCACGUGAGCGGUCGCGUCCUCAAGGGCGACCAGGUGGUCGCGGUUGACGGACAAUGCUUGCUGGGCAUGAAAUACACCGACGCUCUGGAUAUUUUGAAGGACACGGGACGCAGGGUGGAGUUUGUGCUGUCCAGAAUCGAUGACAGAAAGAGUAGGGCGGACAAACCGACGAUGGUCGAGAGUCCGGUGGAGAAACACCUCAUAGAGUCCUGUCACGACGUGGCUAACGCCAGUAAGCUGGCUGACGUGCCGUACUACUUGCGUACCAUAGUACCGCAGACCAGGGACAACGACAAGGCGAUCGUAGUCGACAUGAUACCCAAAAAAAACGUAGGCAUUGCCCGGGUAUGGUUGUCGAGAGAGCCGAAAGAGGACGCUAGCGGUAACCAAGGAGUGGCUCUGCCUAGGAGUCUGGGCCUCGGCAGAAAAUGGAAAGGUCCCGUAAGGUACCCGGUGACUCCGGUAAAACACGGCGCGGACAGCGACGGUUCGGACGACGAUCAGGUUUUCAUUUGAGACACCCGGUAAGUAGUUUUCGGUUUUAAAAAGUUUAACUAAAUGUGAUACUAGAAUAUCAAUAAAACGUUUUUUAAUAUACAGACCAAUGUAUACACUUUGAGCUUCCGUAGAUUAAAAAGUGAUCGGGUUUGAAUUUAUAUAUAUAUAUCAUUAUAAUGUAAUCUCGUUGUUGUAAAAAAUGGAGAUUGCGAAUCUCCUACUUUAAAAAAUCUUAACGUGCUAUGUAAUACAAACAUCAGUGUAUUGGUAAUAAUGUACAGAGUAAACUUCGGAAACUUAUCAGAAUCGUUGGAGCUUUUUUCUUCGAACAUUUAAUUUUUUUUAAUUCCACGAGUGUUGAGAUGUUCUUCAACUAACUACUUAAAUGUUGGGUAUUCUUUAUUAUAUUGUGUUUAAUAUCAUUUGUGGUAGUAUUGCUUAAAUAAAAGAACAUUUAAGACAAUGUUUUUUUUUCAAUGAUAUUAUUAUAUUAUAUGCUGUCCCGUUUUCUUUCUUUGUGUUUUGUUUUACUCUAACUAGAUAGAGAUAAAUAAAAUUUAAAUAGAAAAGUUUUUUACCUUUUACUUACAUCUUCUUAAAUGGGAAUCUUAAAAAAUUUGUUGAUGGGGUCGCAACAAUAUAUAUUACUUUUUUUUUAGUUGGCCAUGGAUGUUCACUAAUUUUAUAAUUUUAUAAUCGGUAUAUUAAAAACCAAGUUUACAACGAUAUUGAAUACAUCGACAAACUAAAACAAAUAACGACUAGAAAAAACAAACAAAAACUUAAUGACAACCCAGUAAUGGUCUCUAUAUUAUAUUAUAGAAAUUAACAUACAGGUGCUUAAUCACAACAGAUGCUCAAAUUAUCUAAUAUUGUGCUUCCAUCAGCCAUUUUUAACUGAACAAGUAGUAUUAUAAAUCCAACUAAUUUGUAUGUAACCUUUCAAAUUUUCAAAAAAAAAGUUAAGAAUUCUAUUUAGAUGUAACGCCGCACCAUCGAACCCAAGUUGUUGUUUCAGUUUAUCAAUGUUUUCAAUAUUGUUGUUACGUAGGUCUUUAAAGGGGAAUGUUUUUAGGUUUUUAAGUUAUUUAGAGGUUAUAUAUUGUUGCAACUGCACGAAAAAAUGCAUUUCUUGGAUUUACUCCGAUAAAUGUUAGUGUUAAUAAAUUAGAUUUAAACGUUCAAGUUCGCUACUGGAUUAUAUGUAAAGAUUUUUUACAUUUAAAGUUCUUUUUGUCUCCAUAAAUACCUCUAUUUUUAAAUAAAAUCUAAUUAGCACGUUUCUGCCAUUAAACAAAGUACUAAAAAAGAGAACGGGACACAAUAUCACCCUAUAUUAUCAACGAAAAAAACACACUGCACAAAUCAAAGUCAAAAAAGUCGGCACAUCUUUUUUCUGAAUUGGUUAGGGAGAACAAGUCCCCUACCACAGUUAACGAUUGUGAUAAGGUUUACUUUAAAAACUAAAAUAAAUGUAACAUCAAAAACUCCGCCGACAUCACAAAACUGUCAUUGUUAUGUAUUUAUAUAAGCUAGUAAAAAACUAGAUAGAUAGUAAGAUAUUUAUAUUUUUAACUUCACCAUAUCAAAAAUGGAUAUUAAAAAAUAAUACAUGUCGGUAGCCAUAGUAUAAAAUUCUCGUUACAUCUCGAUAUUAACGGUCGACCAUAACUAUAUUUAUUGUUGUAGACGUCAAAGAGGAUAUUUAUUCCGAGUCUUAUUUGUACAUGUAGUUAUAUUUAUUAAAAACAUAUCCCAUAAGGCUACCUAAUAUUUUUAGGAUGUAAUUAUGUUUAGUGAACGCUAUUUGUAGGGCCAAUAUAAAAGUGUGCCUAAGAAAUUACAGUCUGAUAAUAAUAUUAAUGUGACAUAUGUGUAUAAAGUAUAUUCAUUCUAAAAAUGUUACAUGAUAGGUAUAGGUGUUUUAUCCAUAUAUGAUUUUAUGCCGAUUUGGUGAUAAUAAUCUUCUUUUUCGUUAAAUAAGGAGAGUGUUUUUUAGAUCUUAACUAAACGCUUUCCGUGAUAAUGUUAGAUCUCGAAUAAAAUUAGAAUCAAA